This is a messenger RNA of Dentiscutata erythropus, 735 nucleotides long. Lineage: Eukaryota; Fungi; Glomeromycota; Glomeromycetes; Diversisporales; Gigasporaceae. The record is from the annotation of a GenBank genome assembly.
AUGGGAAUCUUAUCUUUCCUCUCGAAACCUGAAGAAGAAAAAGUAUUGUCAACGAGACAUCCUUAUUAUCCAACCGAUCUUAAGCUUACCAACUAUACAGAGCCAACACACUCAACAGCAGUUCUUUUAAUAAGCUUUGUUAUCGGACUUAUUGUGAUAUCAGGAAUAUCCCUAGCAGUAAUCAUUCCUAAAAAAACGGUCGAAUCAAACCACAAGCCAAUUUUUUUAUGGUUUAUCAUAACAGGAUCUAUUCAUUUCUUUUUUGAAGGAUAUUUUGCAUUAUAUCAUGAAAAUAUCGCGGAAAAUAAUGGAUUAUUUGCACAAAUGUGGAAAGAAUAUGCGUUGAGUGACUCAAGAUAUUUAACUAGUGACCCUUUUGUCGUGAUUAUGGAAAGCAUUACGGCAGUUUGCUGGGGUCCACUAAGCUUUCUUACCGCAUAUGCAAUUUAUGAAAACUUACCAUUCCGUUAUACUUUACAAAUUAUAGUAUCUUUAGGUCAGCUUUAUGGUUUAGUUUUAUAUUAUUUAACAGAAUUGAUGGAGGGUGCAGCACAUUGUAGGCCUGAAGCAUAUUAUUUUUGGGGUUAUUUCUUUGGUGUUAAUUUUAUAUGGGCAAUCCUUAGUGUUACUUUGAUUCGACAAGGUUGGCAUCAAAUAUCGAAUUUCGCCAAGAAUGUUGUAAGAAAGAAGGAUAUAGGUGUAUCAAGGGAAUUAUGGGUUAAUGUGAUAAUAUAA